AUGCAUUAUUUUAUCCACCAGGACACAAAAUACGAGCCCGUGCGCCCGUCUUUCGAUACAGACGUCAUUCGACUGUACGGCCUGCGUCCCAUCGCGCAGUCGCUCGCCAGGGUCAACCCGGACGGCUCUAAGGGCGUCAAGCUCCGCAAGUCGUACAAAAACCACAUCGCCGACCUGCCGGGCAAGCACGCCAUCCCUACCGAGCGAACGCUCUCGCCGAUCGUUUUCCGGCCAGAAAACCCGGACUUGGGCGACUUCCAGCUCAAGCAGUACCCAUUGGAGCAGCUGAAGUCGCUGUUUUCGUUCGAAAAAAGCUCGGUCAAUGGCGUGCCCGGUUUCGACUCCAGCAAGCUCGCCAUCGACAGUUUCGAUUCGUCGGCCAAGAAAGAGCGCAAGAGAAAGGGCACACCCACGACGCCAAGCGAGCCCGAUCAGAAAAUACGCCACGUCCAGGUGCAUUUCAGCUAG
Ogataea polymorpha is the source of this 468-nucleotide messenger RNA. RefSeq lists its product as uncharacterized. Lineage: Eukaryota; Fungi; Ascomycota; Pichiomycetes; Pichiales; Pichiaceae. The transcript has a single exon. Gene Ontology annotation, biological process: regulation of transcription by RNA polymerase II. The coding region runs from base 1 to 468 and encodes 155 amino acids. Gene Ontology annotation, cellular component: core mediator complex; mediator complex. The record is from RefSeq and is a predicted model, not a curated record. Gene Ontology annotation, molecular function: transcription coregulator activity.